GUAUCAAGGUUACAUUUAUACAUACCGAGUGUCCCAGACAGAAACAGGUUCUUGGAGUGCUGAGACAGCACCCGGGGUACAUAAAAGAUUUUUCCGGAAAAUAAAAAAUCUCAUUUCAGCAUUUCAGAAGCCAGAUCAAGGCAUUGUAAUACCUUUGCAGUAUCCAGUUGAGAAGUCCUCAGCAAGAAACACACAAGGUACUACAGGGAGAAGAGAUUCUGAUGUCUUCUUGAAAACACCAUGAAGAGAAAUAAAACACCUUGUACUUUACUUUUAAUAAUUUAAAUUUAUGCUAAGUUUUGUAUGUUGUAGAUAAUCCAGUUCAUCGAGCUACAAAUGUAUUUCUAACACCAUCAUAGUCCUGUGAUGAACGCAUCUAGUCUGAUGUUAAAGCUGAAAUGGACAUUGUAGAGAAUGAAGGGCCUUGAAAUGAGGAUUGGGAAAAAUAAUUCCUUAGGUUAUUUUCAGUUAUUACAUUUACAAAUGGGAAUGUAGUGAGUACUUCAUAAAAGAUUAAGGUCAAUUCUUGCCAAAUAUAAAUAAAAAUAAUCUUCAGCUUUCGUCAAAAGCACCAUUUUUAGUGAAAUAUUACUUGAUAGUUACUGAUUUUUAAAUGUCUUGCUUGAUUGUGUGGCGGGAAGGUGGUUAUCAUAUGCAGUUCUGCGCUAGCAAUGGUGUUAUGGGAGACUUAUGAAGCUGUGUGCUAAAACAAGUACUAGAUAAAGAGUAAAGAAUUUGUUUAAAUCUGAAAGCAAUCUAUUUGCCUAGAGUUCUCAUGUUAGACAGUAAAAUCUAUAGGCCAAUCUGGAGUUUAAAAUCCUAUAAUUUAAGACAUGCUAUUAAUGUUUCUUUUGUUUUAUGCAGGCUUUGAAAUUAUGCUGGGGAUCUGAUGAAGCUCAGUUUUCUUCUAAUCAUUUAUCUUUGCCCCAGUUGUUUCCACUACAUGUAAAACCUUUUUUAAAAGGGAAUUUUCAGCAGCUGUAGUUCAUGAUUAACUAACUUUUUAAGCAGACUUCCUAUUCGGCAACCCUACAAAACCAUUAGAAACUUAUGGUUAUAUUAACUUUUAAUGAUUUUGACUGAUUGAAAUCUAACUGAGAGUCAGAUUUUUAUGUAGUAUUUUCUUCUUAUGUUUAUAUUUUCAUCACUAUUGUGAUUUAUUAUAUGCUUAGUUGCUUCAGGGCUCACAGAAUUCAUUCAUUCAACAAACAUAAUAAGGCACUGGGGGUAGAGAAGUAAAAAUAGCUGGUUGCUGCCCUCAGGUAGUUCGCGAUCCAGUUGGAAGAGAAAACAGCAAUAAUAAAAGACAAGAAAACAAUAACAAUAAAUGUUGAUAAGUACAUAAGUGAGGUUCCCAAUGUGUAGGUGAUCUGUCUUUAGAGGCAGAACAAAUCAACACAAAUACUCUGGCCUAUGGUCUGUAGAAAAGGCUAAGUUUCAUGGUAAACUAAAACAUUGGAAUUCUGGGCUGUACACAAUGUGAGCUUGGUUAAUAAUUAGUGAACUGCUGAGAGAGCUACUAUUUGUGCUGAGCAUGUAACAUGGAUGAUAUGGGAGUGCAAAGGUAGAGUAUGGUCACAAUAAUGUAUUGUGGGCAGUUCACCAUUAUAAGGGAAUUCAGGAAUAUACUUGCAAAUUAAAAUGCAUAUGCUUAAAUACUUUUAACUACUUUUAGUUUGAGUUUAAAUUUUAA
This is a messenger RNA of Castor canadensis (American beaver), 1693 nucleotides long. RefSeq names its product SH2 domain containing 1A (gene Sh2d1a). The record is from RefSeq and is a predicted model, not a curated record. Gene Ontology annotation, biological process: regulation of signal transduction; regulation of immune response; cell-cell signaling. Gene Ontology annotation, cellular component: cytoplasm. NCBI's taxonomy places the organism in Eukaryota, Metazoa, Chordata, Mammalia, Rodentia, Castoridae.